CCUGGACUGGAGUGGCUGCUGCUCGUGGCCGGCGAUGAGCGGCGGCGGGCCCGGAGGUGCGUGCGGGCCGGACUCCCGCGUGGAGACCAUCUCCCGGCUGGCGCAGUGGCGCAUCGAUACCUUCGGCCCCUGCUCCUACCGCCGGUCGGACCCCUUUAAGCUCGGCAUCUGGAACUGGUACCUGUCGGUGGAGAAGAGCCGCUCCAUCGUUGUGCGCCUCUUCCCGGAGCCCGGCCGGGUGGCCAAGGAGCAGCCCCCUCUCGCGCGCUUCCUGCUCCGCGUCUCCUGGGCCGGCCCGCCGCGACGCUCCUGCGUCUCCCCUGUGCACGAGCAUCUUCUGCGUACCAGCGAUGAUUUUGUAUGGCAAGUCGAUGCGAUGUCCCAUGGGCGUUUUACGAUUGAUGUUGAGUUUCUAGACCUGAGGAUAGCCACGAACAAUGCUACGGAAUCGUCAUCGGUGUGGCCAAACGAAGGCAUGGUGCAGAAGAUCGCGAGCAAGAGCGCCCUGGGCUGCCUGUCGCGCAUGCUGGCGGACUCCAUCCACGCGGACGUGACCAUCAACACGACGGACGGGGUGCUGAAGGCGCACAAGGCGGUGCUGGCGGCGUGCUCCCCCGUGUUCAAGAGCAUGUUCGUGCACGACCUGAGGGAGAAGGAGUCGUCGACGGUGGACAUCGGCGACAUGUGCGUGGAGUCGUGCUCGGCGCUGCUGGGCUUCGUGUACGGGACGAUCGAGCAGGGACAGUUCUGGAAGCACCGGCUGCCGCUGCUGGCGGCGGCGGACAAGUACGGGAUCGGCGACAUCAAGGACUGCUGCGAGGAGAGCCUGCUGGAGGACAUAGGCUCGGGCAACGUGCUGGAGCGGCUCCACGUGGCGUGGCUGUACCGGCUGGAGCGGCUGAAGAAAGGGUGCCUCACCUACCUGUUCGUGUUCGGGAAGAUCUAUGACGUGAGGGACGAGAUGCACGGCUUCUUCCACCACGCGGACCGCGAGCUCAUGCACGACAUGUUCCAGGAGGUGCUCAGCGUGUGGAAGCCCAUGUGAAUGGAAGUGUCCCUUUCCACGCGAGCUGUGUGUGUGUGUGUGUGUCGUGCUUGUUCAGUCAGCAGUGUGUGGAGAGCAUGCUGGUUAUGCAUAUUUGAAACGAAAAGGAUGCUCAGAAUUUGAAUGGAAGCUAAAUUAUACAUGAUGAGACAGACAGUGAGGUAGUCAAUCCAGAUGUGUUCAAGUCUAAUAGAUCUUGUGUGGGUACGAAUGGAAGCAGCCAACUUGGGCUUGAAUGCUCCCUAGUUGGCUGAGAAAUGUUGACAUUGUUUGUUCUAGAUGAGGGUUACCUGGCCUGGGAAAUGUUGUAGCUAGGCUAGAUGUUGAAUUGGUAGCAAGGUAUGUAUGUAUAUUGAAUUUGUCGUGUGUCAUGGACAGUGGGCGUUUGCUGAUGAUGACAGGCAGCAGGAGAAGACGGAGUUGUGAUUUG
Messenger RNA from Zea mays, 1475 nucleotides. RefSeq lists its product as uncharacterized. The transcript has 4 exons. The record is from RefSeq and is marked provisional. Bases 35 to 1045 code for a protein of 336 amino acids. Gene Ontology annotation, molecular function: protein binding. NCBI's taxonomy places the organism in Eukaryota, Viridiplantae, Streptophyta, Magnoliopsida, Poales, Poaceae.